UCAAGAAAGCACCACAGAUUAGUAAUCCUGCAGGGUUUCCUCGGAGCUAUGCAGUGAAGAUGUGUGCAGCCAGGUUCAGCGGCUGCCUCAAUGGCUGUGCUGAGGAAGCUGCCGGUGGUGCUGCCGGUCCACUCAUGGCCUGCAGGAUGCUGGACUGGACAGAGGCAGGUCCCCGCAUCCUCCACAGCCUGGAGAUGGGCACAGUGAUGACCAUCUUCUACCAGAAGAAGUCCCAGCGGCCCGAGAGGAGAACGUUCCAGAUAAGGCAUGACAUGAAACAGAUAGUGUGGAGCAGAAACCCGGAGAAAGUAGAAGGAGAGAUCGACAUUCGGGAGAUCCGGGAGCUGCGGUUGGGGAAGGGCUCCCGUGAUUUUGAGCGCUACCCGGAGGAGGCUCGUAAACUGGACUCCGCCCACUGCUUCAUCGUGCUCUACGGCCUGGAGUUCCGCCUGCGGACGCUCAGUGUGGCUGCCUUCAGUGAGGAAGAGGUCAACAUGUGGAUCACUGGACUCAACUGGCUGAUGAUGGACACCCAGAGAGCUCCAGCACCGCAGCAGACAGACAGAUGGCUGAGGAAACAGUUUGAAGUCAUGGACAGGAACCACGAGGGCAGCAUUACAGUGAAGGAUGUAAAAGCUCUGCUGCCUCAGAUCAACUACAGAGUUCCCAACACACGCUUUCUCAAAGACAAGCUGCAGGAGGUGGAGGCCAGGAACGACCUGUCACACCCCAACUUUGCACAGCUCUACAGAACGCUGAUGUUCGAUGCACAGAGGAGUAUUAUUGAGCAGCUGGAGCUCUCCUUUCCUCUGCGAAAUGUUGACAGACCAGAGCUUUGUCAGAUCUCCCUCUAUGACUUCCAGAAGUUUUUACAGAUGGACCAAAAGGAGUCCUGGGCAUCAGAUCUGAGUCGUGUCAGAGAGUUUCUCAUGGGCUACAUGAGGGGAGGACCGCAGCCGGAGCCGAUGCUACAACUGGAUGAGUUCCUGACUUUCCUGUUCUCCAAAGAGAAUUCUGUGUGUGAUCCUCGACUUUUACCCGUUGUUCCUGAUGACAUGAAAAGACCGCUGUCUCAGUACUGGAUUUCCUCCUCACACAACACCUACCUGACGGGUGACCAGUUUUCCAGUGAAUCAUCUCUAGAAGCCUACGCUCGCUGUCUGAGGAUGGGCUGCCGCUGCAUUGAACUGGACUGCUGGGAUGGACCUGACGACCUGCCAAUCAUCUAUCAUGGCCACACCUUAACCUCCAAGAUCAAAUUCCUGGAUGUGCUGCACACCAUCAAAGAACAUGCCUUUGUCACAUCUGAGUAUCCUGUUAUCUUGUCCAUUGAGGACCACUGCAGUGUGGUCCAACAGAGGAACAUGGCCACACACUUUAAGAAGGUGUUUGGAGAUCUGCUGCUUACCAAACCAGUCGACAACAACGCAGAGGAGCUGCCUUCACCAUACCAGCUCCGCAGGAAGAUCCUCAUCAAGCACAAGAAGCUGGUGGAAGGAACCCUGUAUGAAGAGGUGACGUCAGCCAGCUACUCUGAAAACGACAUCAGCAACUCGCUGAAGAACGGCAUCCUUUACCUCGAAGACCCCAUCGACCAUACAUGGACGCCUCACUAUUUUGUCCUGACCAGUAAUAAGAUUUACUACUCAGAGGAGACAUCUCACUACCAGACAGCUGAUGAAGAGGAGGAAGAUGAAGGAAAAGAGGAGUGCAACAACAACGAGCAGCACUGUGCGGAGCGCUGGUUCCACGGGAAGCUGGGAGGAGGUCGUGAUGGUCGGCAGGUGGCUGAGAAGCUCCUGCAGGAGUACUGUGAGGGCGGGGCUAAAGACGGCACCUUUCUGGUUCGGGAGAGUGAGACUUUUGUUGGAGACUACACCCUCUCCUUCUGGCGCUCUGGUCGAGUCCAGCACUGUAGGAUUCAUUCACGCCAGGAGUCUGGCUCCACCCGCUUCUACCUGAAUGACAACCUGGUGUUUGACAGCCUCUACCGCCUCAUCUGCCACUACAGAGACACGCCGCUCCGCUGCAACGAGUUUGAGAUGAGGCUGGGCAGCCCUGUUCCUCAACCCAACGCACACGAGAGCAGAGAGUGGUAUCACUCCAGUCUGUCCCGUGUUCAGGCUGAACACAUGCUGAUGCGUGUGCCCAGGGACGGAGCUUUCUUGGUGCGCAAACGCAGUGAACACAACUCCUACGCCAUCUCCUUCAGGGCGGAGGGUAAGAUCAAACACUGCCGUAUCCAGCAGGAAGGCCGUCUCUUCAUGUUGGGCAGCUCAGCAGAGUUUGAGAGUCUGGUGGAUCUGGUGAGCUACUACGAGAAACAUCCUCUGUACCGCAAGAUGAGGCUCCGCUACCCCAUCAAUGAAGACACUCUGGACCGGAUGGGCACCACGGAGCUUGACUAUGGGGCGCUGUAUGAGGUCCGCACUCCUCAUUUCUAUGUGGAGGCCAAUAAGAUGCCCACAGCUCGGUGUACGGUCAAAGCUCUGUAUGACUAUCGAGCUCAGAGAGAAGACGAGCUGUGUUUCCCCAAACAGGCGCUCAUCCUCAACGUGGACAAGCAGGAGGGCGGCUGGUGGCGAGGCGACUACGGAGGAAAGAAGCAGCUGUGGUUCCCUGCAAACUACGUGGAGGAGGUGCCCAACUCUCCCACCAGAGAACUGGAUGAAGCGUCCACAGAGAACAGUCCUCUGGGUUCUUUCCUCAAGGGCUUCAUUGACGUACCCACCUGCCAUGUUGUGGUGCAUAAAGACGGGAAGAAUUCGCGGCCCUUUGUGUUCACCAUCCACUCCCAGCACCUCUCCUCUCACCCGGUCCAGACUCUGGAUGUGGCGGCCGACAGUCUGGAGGAUCUCACCAGCUGGGUCAGCAAGAUCAGAGAGGCUGCACAGAACGCCGAUGCUCGGAUGCAGGAGGAGAAACAGAUGGAGAGGAGGAAGAAGAUCGCAGUGGAGCUUUCUGAGCUUGUGGUUUACUGCAGACCUGUUCCCUUCAACGAAGACAAGAUCGGGACGGAGCGAGCGUGUUACCGGGACAUGUCUUCGUUCCCAGAGACGAAGGCAGAGAAGUUUGCGACUCGCAGCCGAGGGAAGCGCUUCCUGCAAUACAACCGCCGUCAGCUUUCCAGAGUUUACCCCAGGGGACAGAGGCUGGACUCAUCCAACUACGACCCGCUGCCCAUGUGGCUCUGUGGCUCCCAGCUGGUCGCACUUAAUUUCCAGACUCCAGAUAAACCCAUGCAGCUAAACCAGGCCUUGUUCAUGCUCGGAGGUGGCAGCGGCUACGUUCCCCAGCCUGACAUCAUGAGGGACGAUGCCUUUGACCCUUUCGACAAGGAUACGCUGCAUGUGGAGCCAAUCACCAUCCAGUUACAGGUGCUGGGAGCUCGUCAUCUGCCUAAAAACGGCCGCAGCAUCGUCUGCCCCUUUGUGGAGGUGGAAAUCUGUGGAGCCGACUACGACAGCUGCAAGUGCAAAACGGACGUCGUGGCUGAUAACGGUCUGAAUCCUGUGUGGGUGCAGAGGCAGUUUGUGUUCGACAUCCACAACCCCACCUUCUCCUUCCUGCGCUUCAUGGUGUACGAGGAGGACAUGUUCAGUGAUCCAAACUUCCUGGCGCAGGCGACCUACCCUGUGCGUCUGCUGCGAACAGGCUACAGGAGUGUACCUCUUAAGAACAGCUACAGCGAGGAGCUGGAUUUGGCAUCACUUCUGGUUCACAUAGAGAUCGUCAAUGCAAAGGAGGAAGACGACGAGAACCUGUACACAUCCAUCCAGCGGCUGCGGGAUCGAACCAGCGAGCUAUCCAACCAGGUUUCUCUCCUGGAGAGGUCAGGCUCAGCAGACAUGAGCUACCAGCAGAGUCUGGAGGAGCUACGAGCGGCUCAGGAUCAGCUGAGCGAGCUGGUGGAGGCUCGCAACCGCAGGCUGAUGGAGAAGAAGAGGAGGGAGAAGCUGAGGCAGCAGGUGGCAGCAAAGCGCAGCUAAUUCUGCCAGAGAGCCUAAACUCACCAUAAACGCUGCCUGACAUGCUGAGCAGUGACAGCCUGACAGAAGCCACAGGCUCUCCAGCAGCGACAUGCAAUCCGUUUGUAACUGGAAAAAAACAACACGUUCCCUCACAGUAAGAUGUGAGAUAUUACAGCACCGUUCUGUGCUGACGGCAGAAUGAAACAGCGACAAACAGAAGCAAAACUAAGCUAUAAAAACAAUCAUGGGCUGAAGGCUGAAACACAUCAUGAGCAAAUUGGAGAAGGGCUACUCCUGAUGUUUCCAUGAGAACAGUACAGGCCGGAGAGGUUAAAAGAUAGAUUUGUGAAUUUCACUAUGAUGAUUAGAGCUGAAAUGACUGGUUUCAUCUGGGGGUUUCUGGUGAUUUGCUGCUUUUCUUUGUGUUGUGACAUUUUAAAUUAAACAUUUUUGACUGUUGGUCAGAAAAACAAUAAUUCAUUGUAUUUUCUACUAUUUUCUGACCGUUCAUAUACCAAACAAUUAGUCAUUAUUUUUGGAAAGUAAUCCGUACAUUAAGUGACAAUUAAAACGAUCAUUAGUUGAUGUAGUAAUCAUGAUGAGUGGCUCUGAUAGAGUUUUAUGCAACUAUCAUAAACAUCCUGCUAGCUAAAUGCAACUACAACAAAAAGUCUAUGUCAUGUUGGCAUUUUCAGCAUAUUCUAUACAUUUUGAAACAAAAUAAGAUUGCGUUCAAGUAGAAAAAAAACCCAUAAUGCACAGAACACACCUAGUUAGGACAAUUCUGUCUCUUCAGCAGUGUUUGAGCUCACGCCUAAGAGAUAGUGGAAGGAAAACAACAAAACUCAAUAAAAAACUGGAAUGAAAUUGAGAACUCCUUAAAUUUGCUCUUAACUGUGUUUCAGGCUUUAGUAAGAAAAACAGGAUUAAAAGGGAGACAAAAACUCAGGUUACACAAACGUAGGAAGGUUAAACAAAAAAAAAAACGCUAUCUGGAUGGAAAAAGGGAGCAGUGGGCACACGUAGCAAAAAGGAAAUAUCCUGUAUGUGCCUUUGUUAUUGUGCAUUUUAGAGUAUAGUUAUUCAUGUGUUUAAAGAAGUUCAAGAAAACUGACUGCUUUCUCUACAACUGGAAUAGUUGCCCUUUAAGGGAAAACUACUAAAAACUGGAGAGGGAAUGUUUGGUUCACACCACUACUCAUGAAAUGGGUUUCAAGUGAUUUAAAGACUGAAGUUUGGUCCUUCUAAUCAAGACUAAGUCUUUUUUUUGGGGGGGAUCUUCACACAAACUCUGCCUCCAGGUGUUGGAGGCUCCUGUCACAGACCUUCCUGUUCUAUGAAGGAGAGCACAAACUGUCAAACGAAUCCUCAUUCAAACCACACUGAGAAGGUUUUUUAAUACUUCUUCUAAGGGCUCUAAAUGUGUCUAUACUACCUUCAGAGGCAUGAGAAUGGCGAGCGAGGGUGGAGAUGAGGAACACUCCCUGGAUGUCACCUGUACUGGGGCUCAGGUGUGUUUAACACACGCAUACGACAAAUAAGGGCUAUCACAGAAAACUAGCAGAGCACUCUUUUUACCUGCCGGCUCAGACGUCAUGCCUCACAACUGAACCACAUGACCAGGAUCAGUUCCCAUCAUCGCUCUAAUCGACAAGAUGUGGCUCAACUGGUCCUGGAUCUGCCAAAAGCAGCUUUAAUUUGUCCCACUGCAUGGCUUCAUGUCUCCCCCACCCACCCCCACCCCGUAGCUACUUCAUCCCCUGUCUAAUUUCUCAUUGUAUAUAACUUCUUUUAUUUAUCAGACAGGCAUAGAUCCCGUUUUUAUGGAUGAAAGAACGUACUACAAGAACAGUAACAGACUUCAGAUUGGAGAUACUGUAACUUUAUAUAGAAAUUAAUAUUGUGUACUGAGCUCCCUUUAAAUGUCCCCAUAGACACCAACCUCUCUCUUUCUCCCUACGCUGCUGUUGCACUGGGUAGGGACCUUCUAUGCAAAGGUCAUCCUGUUGGCCUAUAGCCAUUGUGUAUUAGGCAAACUGACAAACUGAAGUUGUGUUUUCUCUCUGUACCUAUGCUAACUGUCCGGUGUUAUUACUCUGCAUUAUGAAUCCUGUGCAAGUUUCCAGUUAAUAAAGCUCUUUCAUGUA
This is a messenger RNA of Amphiprion ocellaris (clown anemonefish), 6118 nucleotides long. Its product is annotated as 1-phosphatidylinositol 4,5-bisphosphate phosphodiesterase gamma-1-like. The transcript is spliced from 32 exons. Gene Ontology annotation, biological process: positive regulation of epithelial cell migration; phosphatidylinositol-mediated signaling; phospholipid catabolic process. Gene Ontology annotation, molecular function: protein binding; calcium ion binding; phosphatidylinositol-4,5-bisphosphate phospholipase C activity. Bases 60 to 3989 code for a protein of 1309 amino acids. The record is from RefSeq and is a predicted model, not a curated record. Lineage: Eukaryota; Metazoa; Chordata; Actinopteri; Pomacentridae.